Bactrocera tryoni is the source of this 3775-nucleotide messenger RNA. It is a transcript of the gene Letm1, whose product is annotated as mitochondrial proton/calcium exchanger protein. The record is from RefSeq and is a predicted model, not a curated record. Gene Ontology annotation, molecular function: calcium ion binding; ribosome binding. Gene Ontology annotation, biological process: intracellular monoatomic cation homeostasis. Lineage: Eukaryota; Metazoa; Arthropoda; Insecta; Diptera; Tephritidae. The transcript is spliced from 6 exons. The coding region runs from base 478 to 3027 and encodes 849 amino acids. Gene Ontology annotation, cellular component: mitochondrial inner membrane.
GGAUCGAGUAACUUCGUUGCCCGUAUUUUGGUGAUUUUAUCAUCAGUUUAGAAUCGAAUGAGUUCAAUGAGAAUCGAAUAAAAUUAACAUAAAAAUCAAAAAACGUUCCAAUGUACGGUUUGUAAAAUAAAUACAAUAAAUAAGUUAUUGGCUAGAAAACGUGACGGAAAUACUGUGAAACGAAAAGAAACUGCAAUCAAAACGCGGUCGCGAAUUUAAAUACAAUAUUUUGUUUGUGAAAAUUUGUGCUUAUAAAAAAGUAACAAAAAAAUUAAAAAUACGGGAAUCGAUUUUUACAAAACGACUAUUUUGUAAGGAAACUCUGCAUUAAUAAUUACAACAAUUAUAAUACACAAUAACAGGCUACAAUAAUAAACAUAAAGCUGGCAAAAAAGAAAAAUCGACAGUAUAUAAGAAAUUGUAAACAAAAAAGUUUGGAUAAAAGGGCAAACAAUAAGGACAACGACAAUAACAACAAUGAACACAUUCGUACGUCAUCAGCCGAAAAUCCUGCGUAACGGGCAGAACUGGAUGACAUUCAGCAAAGAUGGAAAUAGAAAGUACUCCACACCACAAUAUUUACCCCGCUAUGCGCUGCGACGACUCAAUGGCAGUUCGGCAAGUUCAAGUUUAUGGACGGGCGGUAGUUGUACAGGUGCACAAGUUGGAAUGCAGUCAAUGCUGCUUUCCCGUUGGAAUGAUAUCAGCGAAUCCAGUUAUCACACUGAGAACAGCGGAUUGUAUUACACAACCAGAAAAUUCCAUUUAUCACGUCGUUUAGGUGAAAAUGCUUCGUCAAAAGUUGAAGUGACCGUCAAAACGAUGAAGGAAAAACAAAAAGAAAAGGUCGAAGAGAUCAUUAAGGAAGCUAGCGCUCCGGCGGUCACUAAAGCCGUUGGUGAACCAGUAGAAACUGGAAAAGCAGUUGCCACUGAGCCGCCAAAAGCUGUUAUCGCUAAAAAGCCUUUGGGCACACGCAUCUGGGAAGAAUUGGUGCAUUAUUAUCAUGGAUUCCGGUUGCUUUUUAUCGAUAUAAACAUUUCACGUAAACUACUGUGGCGUAUACUUAAUGGAAAGACGCUAACGCGUCGUGAGAAUAAACUACUUUUGCGCACCACCUCUGAUCUGUUCCGACUGAUACCCUUUUCGGUGUUCCUAAUCGUGCCGUUCAUGGAAUUGCUCUUGCCAUUCUUUAUACGUUUCUUUCCGGGCAUGUUACCGUCCACGUUCCAGACCGCCAAGGAUCGCGAAGACAAACUGAAACAAUCCCUGCAAGUACGUCUCGAGAUGGCGAAAUUCUUACAAAAAACACUGGACGAAAUGGCUGUGCAGCAUAAGGAUCACAAGAGUGAGGAUGCCAAACAAUUUGCUGAAUUCUUCGAAAAGAUAAAGGAUCCCAAAGAGCACGUAACGAUUGAAGAGAUCAUCAAGUUCGCCAAACGCUUCGAGGAUGAAGUUACAUUGGACUCAUUGUCGCGCGAGCAAUUGGCCGCUUUAUGUCGCGUGCUCGAGCUUAACACCAUGGGCACCAGCAACUUACUACGCUUUCAAUUGCGCGUCAAAUUGCGUUCACUUGCCGCUGAUGAUCGCGUAAUUGCGCGCGAAGGUGUCGACGCAUUAGAUCUAUUUGAAUUGCAGCAGGCUUGUAAGGCGCGCGGUAUGCGUGCCUAUGGGCUGACAUCGGAAAAGUUGCGCUCACAGUUGCAGGAAUGGAUUGAUCUGUCGCUAAAUGAAAAGGUACCACCGACGCUACUCUUACUGUCACGUGCACUACUGAUUUCCGAAGAAGCCGCAACGACGCAUAAACUGGUCGAGACACUUCGUGUACUACCCGAAGCAGUGGCGACAAAGACGAAGGAAAAGAUUGGCGAAAGCGAAGGUAAAAUCGAUAACAAAACCAAGAUUGAAGUGCUUAAAGAAGAAGAGCGCAAAAUUAAGGAGGAGCGUGAGGAAGAACGUGAGGCCGAAAAGGCCAAAUUGGAGGAGGAGAAAGCAAAGGCAAGCGAAGAAUUGCUCAGCAAAGUACCCUAUUUACAUUCUAGCACUUCGUCAAUCACUGAGGAGCGAAAACAAGCCGAAGCCAGCAAUAACAUCUCCUCAAAAGACGUGGAAUUACUCUCCGAUGCACUAAAAUCAUUGUCGACCGAUAAAAAGAUGAUGGUUGAGAAAGAGACACUGAAAGAUCUCAAAGAGGAACUUGAAGAUUACAAGGAAGAUGUGGAAGAACUGCGUGAAGUGCGCAAUGUGGUAAAGGAACCAGUGCAUGAGAGUCGCGCGGCGAAAUUGCUCUUCAAGAAGGUGAAUAGCAUGAUAGGACACUUGGAUAAGGUGUUAGUGGAUUUGGAAAAGAAGCGCGAAAGUAAGCAAAAGAAAAUUAAAGCAAGCACGGAAGAAGUUUUGGCUGGACCGUUACAAAGUCAAGAACUUACGCAAGACGAGGAUACUGUGCACAUCGAAGAGCUUAUGAAUACUAUCAAGAAGUUGCAAAAGACUUCCGAUGAAACACGCUUGAAGCAAAUCGAAAAAGUGCUAAGCAAAAUCGAUGCCGACAAAGAUGGCUUGAUCACCGUCGAUGAAGUGCUUAAUGUCGUUGAAGCGAUCAGUCGCGAAAACGUGAACUUGUCGGACAAACAAAUCGAGGAAUUGGUGACAUUGCUCGAUAAGGAGAACAUCAUAGAAGCGGAGGAGCGCUUGGAGAAGGCCAUCGCGAAGAGCAUUAAGUUGGCAGAGAAACAAAUUAAAGAUCAACAAAAACUGGUUGAAGAACAGAAGACCGCAGAUGUGCUGAAGGACACUGCACCGGAGCUGAAGGAUAAUGCCAAGGACUUGAGUGCAGAUUCUCAAACGAAGGUUUUAAAAACGGAGGUAAGUAACGAAAAGAGUCCACUAUUGGAGGCUGCAGAAAAGCAAAAGGAGAAGAUACUCCCGAAAAAUGAUAUAUCCGCGCAAAUACCACAACAGCCGCUACCCGCACCACCACCGCCAACAACAGCGACCCAAGUGAAUCCAAAAGAUAAAAUGCUAUGAUUUGAGGAUGAUGGUGAUAAACCCAUAAAACAAACCCCAUAUAACAGUCGUCGAAGCAAGUAAAAUUGAGUUGAAAAUAAGGCGAAACAUUAAAAAAAAAAAACAACAUUUGACGACUUGGUUGUUUUUAGGGACAUAAAAUGUGGAGUGCAAGCGUGAGUGUGUGCUGUGUGAUAAUGAAAAAUGUCAGCUAAAUGAUUGUUGGCGGACUAUUGUGGAAAAUAAAACUGGAAAGGUGUAAAGUUAGUUAUUGAAAAGAGAGAAAUGGAAGUUCAGUUCAGUGUUGCGAUAAGCAAGCGUGAAUGAUAAGAGCUCCUAAUAAAAUUAAUAAUGGAAGGAAGGCAUUUAAAAGCAUUUGUUGCACAAAUAUUUGUUAAGAAAGUAGAGAAAGACAAUGUAAUAAUAACGAUAAGCGAAAAUGAAGAAAUACUAUUAUUUCUUAUUUUUAUUAUUAUUAUUGUUUGAACAUUCGUUUUGCUGUGUCUCAAGUGCUUUUAAAUAGUUUCCAAUGUAAAAUGAUUGCCUCUCUGUGCAGCAUGCCUAUUUCUUUAUCAAAACCAAAUUUCUAAUUUUAUUAUUUCCAAGAAUUCAAAUUGUUUUGUAAGCUGUAACGUAAUGUAUUUGCAGUAGAAGAAUGCUAAUAAAUUUAUAAAACUAAUUUGUGCUUAUUUUUGGCAGUUCUUUAUUAUAAACAAAAUCGAUAACAAAUAACUUUGACAGUCCGCUGGCAAAUGUGACAUUAGGCAAU